Messenger RNA from Eremomyces bilateralis CBS 781.70, 1314 nucleotides. RefSeq names its product transcription factor Opi1. The annotation marks the transcript as partial. The record is from RefSeq and is a predicted model, not a curated record. NCBI's taxonomy places the organism in Eukaryota, Fungi, Ascomycota, Dothideomycetes, Eremomycetales, Eremomycetaceae. The transcript is spliced from 3 exons. Gene Ontology annotation, molecular function: transcription corepressor activity. Gene Ontology annotation, cellular component: nucleus; endoplasmic reticulum. Gene Ontology annotation, biological process: endoplasmic reticulum unfolded protein response; regulation of transcription by RNA polymerase II; phospholipid biosynthetic process.
AGCACCACCGGCAGCGUGAACAAUACGCUAAACACCAUCUCCAACCUGUCGAUGGACGAUCCGGAUGUGCGGAUGGCGGCGGAGGCGCUCAGUGGGCUGGGGAAUCCGGAUUUCUUUAGGGGGAGGACCGGGAGUCCGCAUCAUUCGCCGCCGGCGGUAUAUUCUCCGAACGCGUCGUCGAACGCCACGGUGGAUGUCGACGAGGCCUCGGAGCCGCUGCUCACCCUGUUGACGUCUUCCCACCCCCUCCUUUCCUCCGCCAUCACCGGUUCGAUCACCGCAUAUGCCACGAGCAAACACUACUCCCCGUCCUUCAUCCGCUCGCAAGUCGAACGCGUCGAACGCGCCGUCAAUUCCGUCGGCAGCCCGGUGGUACAGACCGUCGGCUCCGUAUCCCGCCGCACCGGUGUCGAGGGUGCCGUCCGGAAGUACUUGAAAGACACGGCCAAAGCGCGGCGGAAGGACGGUGACGCGGACUUCAACAUACCGCAAAUCCGCAACAGCAGCCAAGCCAGCCUCGCAAGCCGCAGCGACCACGACCGCGAAUCGCUCCCUCCCUACGAUGAGGAGCACCGCAGCCCGAACUAUGAGACUCUCGACCCCCACCCCGAACACCCGUCCGAAAAGCAGAUGUUAGCCCCACCCGGCCAAUCCGAGCGGGACCGACAACCGCGACACCCGCAGACCUGGAGCACGCAACUCAUGAUGACCACCAGUGGCCUCGGCGUCGCCCUUUCCGAUUCCAGCCUCACCAGCCUCCGUUACUGCCUCGACCUCCUCGCCACCGCCACUGAGCGCAUCGCUAGCGUCAUGAGCGCCCUCGCUCUCCUCGUCGGCAAAUUCGACCCCUCCUCUUCCUCUUCACAACAACAACAACAACCACCAACAAACCACUCCCGAUCCUACUCCUCCCACUCCGCACACGAUCGUGUCGCCGCCGACGCUACCCAGCUCGCCGCGCGCCUCCACUCCCUCACCGACGACUUGUUCGCGACCCUCCGCCACGUCACCCACGCCGUAUCGCGAUACGCCGGCGGCGCGUUGCCGGAGAACGCCGGCGCGCUGGUGCGGAGACAGCUGCUCUCCCUCCCCGGCCGGUGGCAGAUGGCGGGCGAAGAAACGGGGACGACAGCGGGCGCACAGGAUGGGGAGCGCGCGACGCCGCGGCAGGGCGCGGGGGACGAGGGGGCGGUGCGGCAUGCGACGCGGGUGUUGGCGUUUGGGCGGGAGGCGCUAGAGAUGUUGAGUCAGGUGGCGUUGGUGGUGGAGGGGACAGUGAGGAGUGCGGAGGCGUGGUUGGGGAGUAUUGGGCGG